Messenger RNA from Chionomys nivalis (European snow vole), 933 nucleotides. RefSeq names its product splicing factor YJU2-like. NCBI's taxonomy places the organism in Eukaryota, Metazoa, Chordata, Mammalia, Rodentia, Cricetidae. The record is from RefSeq and is a predicted model, not a curated record. Gene Ontology annotation, biological process: mRNA splicing, via spliceosome. Gene Ontology annotation, cellular component: U2-type catalytic step 1 spliceosome.
AUGUCGGAAAGGAAAGUUUUAAACAAAUACUACCCACCUGACUUCGACCCGUCAAAGAUCCCGAAACUCAAGCUACCCAAGGACCGGCAGUACGUGGUUCGCCUGAUGGCCCCCUUCAACAUGAGGUGUAAGACAUGCGGAGAAUACAUCUACAAGGGGAAGAAGUUCAAUGCUCGCAAGGAGACCGUCCAGAACGAGGCCUACCUGGGCCUGCCUAUCUUCCGCUUCUAUAUUAAGUGCACGCGCUUUGCCGAGAUCACCUUCAAGACAGAUCCUGAGAACACGGACUACACCAUGGAGCAUGGAGCCACACGCAACUUCCAGGCCGAGAAGCUCCUGGAGGAGGAGGAAAAGCGUGCGCAGAAGGAGCGCGAGGAUGAGGAGCUGAACAACCCCAUGAAGGUCCUAGAGAACCGCACCAAAGACUCGAAACUGGAGAUGGAGGUGCUGGAAAACCUGCAGGAGCUGAAGGACCUGAACCAGCGGCAGGCACACGUGGACUUUGAGGCCAUGCUGCUCCAGCACCGCCUGUCGCAGGAACAGCGGCGACAGCAGCAGGAGGAGGAAGACGAGCGUGAGACUGCGGCCUUGCUGGAGGAGGCUCGUCGCCGCAGGCUUCUGGAGGAUUCCGACUCAGAAGAUGAAGCUCCGCCUUCCCGACCACGCUCAGCAACAAAACCCAACCCCACAGCCAUCCUGGACAAGGCACCGAAGGCCAAGAGGAAGGCAGUGGGCAGCAGGGCACAGCUGGCCGGAUUGGUGGUGCCAAAGAAGAUAAAGGCGGAAGCCAACGGGGUCUCAGAGCAGCUCCAGAUGCCUGCCGUGGGUGCCCCCAAGAGCAGGAAGACAGCCAACCUUGCACCCCAGACACCCGGGGCCUCCUCCCUGAGCCAGCUGGGUGCAUAUGGGGACAGUGAGGACAGUGACAGCUGA